AUGUUAGAAGAAAAUGCUUUAAGGCAAAAAGCAAGAGCUAGAUGGAUCACUUUAGGGGAUACCAACAACAAGUACUUCAGUGCAGUGAUAAAGGAAAGAAAUCAAAAGAAGCAUAUUAGGAGUAUAUUAUCUCUAGAUGGAAAGAUGUUGUAUGAACCUCAGGAGAUUCAAGAGGAGUUUGUCAAAUUUUAUAAAAGCCUUAUGGGGUCCUCAGCUGGUAAGCUUCCAGCCAUAAAUGCUCAGUCUAUUGGGAAUGAUAAGGCACCAGGUAUAGAUGGUUAUAAUGAAUUAUUCUUUAAGCAUACAUGGAAGAUUGUUAAGAAAGAUGUUAUUACAGCUGCCACAAACUUCUUCACAAAAGGGAAGUUGUUUAAGACUUUCAACUGCACUCUUGUGUCUCUAAUCCCAAAGGUCCAAAAUCCUCAAACUGAUGGAUUUAUACCAGGGAGGAAGAUUGCAGAAAACAUUAUAUUGGCUCAUGAGCUAGUUAAGUCCUAUACUAGGAAGAAUAUAUCUCCUAGGAGUAUGCUGAAGAUAGAUCUACAGCAAGCAUAUGAUUUAGUUGAGUGGUCCUUUUUAGAAUAG
Molecule: messenger RNA, 585 nt
Organism: Solanum lycopersicum (tomato)
Lineage: Eukaryota; Viridiplantae; Streptophyta; Magnoliopsida; Solanales; Solanaceae
Source: RefSeq, a predicted model, not a curated record